AUUAAUUUAAAAACCUUCAAUACAAACCGGAAGCCCUAAACAAUAUGUGGAGAACCCCAACGAUUGAAGGGAGAACACAAGUGAGAACAGACGAGAGCAAAAGUGCUCAGCAAAUACAAUACGAGUAUAAAGUGAAAAUGAGUGCGAAGACACCAAGUGAAACAAGGAACUACUUCUACUGAUCUUUUCUAGGUUGUGACGAUCUUUCCUUCCUCUACUUCAAGCCGGAGCCUUUUUAUUCAUGCAGACCAUGGGGCCUGGUCCACGUCUAAGCCGAAGACAAUACAUCUUCCGCGAACAUUUUUUCGAAUUGAGUAAAAUCGUACGGGAAUUGAAAAGAUAGCAUGGCAAAACACAACAAAGCAUUAACCAAAAAAAUGUAGGAUAUUAAAAAGGAAAUUAAAAAAAAAAUCAGAGAAAUCCUUAAACACGCAAUUCCAAGAAUUUAGAAACGUGCCAAUCGCCAAAAAAGAAAAAAACAAUAAAAAAAUCUGAAGUAAGAAAAAAAUAAAAUAAAAAGGAAGAACAAAUAAAAAUUAUUAAAGAAAAAAUAGAAAAAUCAACGCUAACGAAAAGCAACGCAAUGAAUUGAGAUUUCGCUUAAAAAUCACUAAACACAAAAUAAGGGAAAGCAAAAGCUAGAAAACAGCGCGAACGAAAAGUGAGAGCAAAACAAUACACGCAUCAGCACAAAAAAAAAAAAUUAGAAAAAAACCAAAAAAGAAAAAGUGAAAAAAUUUUAAACUCAAUGAACGAGAAAUUAUCACUGCCAGCAGCUACACCCAUUGAACAGCAGCAGCUGCAGCAGCAACAACACCAACAGCAGCACAAAUUGCUUACCAACACUUGUGCGACCAUUGACCAUACAGAUUAUCACGGAUUCCAAAAAGGCGGAACAUCGCCUCCAACAACAGCAGCAGCAGUAGCAACAACAACAACAACAACAACCGUAUAUAAAUACGAAAGCAACAACAGUAAUAAUGUCAAUGCGAGUGAAAUCGAUGUGAGCUAUGGCGAGACAGCAGCUGCAAGUGAAUAUUGUGCGGCAAGCGGAGGGGGAACAGGCGGCGCCUCCAUUGUUGCUGGCAGUGAAUUGUAUCGUUAUGUGUCGGUAGCAAGUUUAGAUGGCGUCGUCGCUGGCACUGGUACAAAAAUGUUGGCGAGCAUAGAUGCUUAUGUCGCACCCGCACCAACCACCACCAGCACCAGCACCACCGCCACCGCCAAAUCUAUCGGCGCGCCAACAAUUCUAAAAAUUAGCCACACGCCUGGCAAUCUCAGCAUUGUUGGCAGUGGCAGCGGCAGUGGCAAUGGCAGCAAAGGUAGCAAUAUGAAUAGUCCACACAAACAGCAGUCCGUGGGACCACAACGGGACAACUUUUGCGGUUGCUUUGGUGGCAGUGGAGGUGGUGGUGCGGCUGAUGCCAAAGCAGGCGUUCGGUGUGAGUUGGAUUCUGGCGAUAAGCAGCAAUUGCCAGCGUUGACUUUUUGGCCUGCAUUGUUUGCCAAUUUGGGUAUUUGUACGCUGCUGCUGGGUUAUCUUCUCGUUGGUUCAUUUCUAUUCCUCACCAUAGAAACUUCCGGUGAUGGUGGCAGCGCAGCGGGUGUUGUCAGUGAUCCAAAUGCCUGGUCAUACGCACAAAAUGCAUACAUAUCGACACAACAACAGCAACAGAAGCCGAAACCGCAAGCCAGUUUUACUGGCGCACAUUCAAAGUUAUACAAAUCCAGUGAACCGUUAUUGGAUGUGACAACCACAACAGCAGAUGGAGGAGGGGGAGGCGGCGGAGGUAGCGGAGUAGGUGAGCAGUUGCAAAGCGCUGCUGCUGUGGCUAGCAGCCAACCGCACCACGAAAGUAGCAUGAGUAUAAGCAGUAGUAGUAGUAGUAAUAGUACUAACAACUUCCACAUGAACACGCCCCCAACAAUGUGGCACGCGACAAGGGCAAACAGUACCCAACAUGCGGGGGCGCACUUUGAUGUGACGGCAGCGAAAGCGGAGGAAACGGAAACAUACAUUGACAACAGGCAUGCCAGCAAGUUGUCGCCGUCUUCCAACAACAUGCUGCUACAACUACAACAGCCAAAUGACGAGCCCGCCGUUGCAGCCUCAGCACCAGCCAAGGCUACAUAUGCAACACUGCGACAUGCGAUGGUUGUAGAGGCGCAAGCCUAUCGUGCGGCUGCCUUGGCCAUUGGCAAUGACAUUAACGGCGCUGAUAUUGAGUUGGAGCCCGGUGUCAUCGGUGAGGGUGUUAGAGCAGGUGCAGCUACUGGUGCUGGCAUCGCAAAUGUAGAUGGUUACGGUUAUGGAGAUGUGGAUUAUGAAAUGGCUGAUAUGGCUGGGGCGGCUGGUGGUGCUUGGGGUGGUGAGAAUGUGGCAUUGCAGCGUACAGUGGAGAAUAUUUGGGAUAUAACGGUUUCAUUGAAUAUACUCUACAAGGAGAAUUGGACCAAAUUGGCUGCCUUGGAGAUUAAUAAAUUUCAGGAUCAAUUAGUCAAACGACUUGUCAUGGAUUUAACACUUUCACCGGCGAUGGCGAACGGUGGCAGCGUUGAUGCAGCUAUAGGAACAACAACAACAGCAUUGCGUGAUGCACAUUCAAGGCAACAACAACAACCAUUUGAUUAUCAUAGCAUGGAACCGAAAACAAGUAAACAUUACGGCAAUGAAGGACACACAGAAGGACAACAACAACACAAACAACAACAGCAGAUGCAACAUCGUGAACGUUAUUGGCAGUUACAAGCGGCAAGACAACGUCAAUGGCAAUUACAACAGCAGCAACAACAAUUUGAAUGGAAUUUCGCCACAUCCUUUUUGUAUUCGCUUACCGUAGUGACAACAGUGGGUUACGGCACCAUCACACCGCGCACCACACUCGGUCGAAUGGUGACAAUCGUGUAUGCCACAGUGGGUAUACCGCUCACGCUGGUCUAUCUCUCGAGCAUCGGCAGCAUACUUGCCAAAUUGGCCAUCGGUUUUUGUGAGCGCCUACUUUGUUGUUGCUUCUGCCACAGCAGCACGAGUAAACGACACACCAUCUGCGGUUUUAGUCGACAGCAGGUAUCUGAUAAGAAAUGUAAUCUUAAGUUACAACAACUACAAAAACAUCAUCAACAACAACAACAGCACGCGACAAGCACAGCGCAGCAACAACAAACUGGCCAGCAGCCAAUGCAAGCAGCACAUCUGCCAUACUGCUACGUGCGUCCACCAGCCGACGAGACGCUCAGCUACGGCGAGCAUUCACCACUCUCCGCAAAUUCUACACGAGCACGCGCACACGUACUCCGCUGGUCGUUGGCCCUCCCUAUCAGUUUUUGUGUACUCCUUUUGCUCGCCUAUGUGUGCUUCGGUUCGUUGGUCAUUGCGCUGCUGGAGCAGUGGUCACUCUUCGAUGGCGUUUACUUUUGUUUCAUGAGUUUGACUACUAUCGGGUUUUGUGAUCUGUUGCCGGGCGUACAUGUGCGUCCCGCCACAACCACCUCGACUUUGGUUGUGUGGUUCUGUGCGGCGUACAUACUAAGCGGUUUGACGCUCACCUCGAUGUGUGUGAAUAUGUUACAUGAAGAAUUUCUGCAGCGCAUGCAGGUUGUCGUGAAGUUUAAGAAGUUCGCCACUGCGCCGAAGGAGCGCCGAAGUUUCUAUGGCGUGCCGCCUUGACCAUGCGGCGGGCGGUGGGAUGUUGUGUGCAUUCGUGAUGAUGACGCAGCUCUUUGUGUAUUGGCGCACACUUUGAGGUCGCUGUGCGGUGAGGAAUUUCUACGUGCCGCGACAUUAUUUUUGCGGCAGCAGCUGAAAUUAAAGCGUUGGAGGAACGAUGCGGAAUAAAAUUUGACUUGGAUGACUGUGUGUAUGUAUGUGUGAGCUGUAAAACGUGUGAAUUCGUUCAGUUUGAUUACAAAACCGUGCCAAGAUGUGAUUAUUUUUAAGUGUUACUCACAUUUAAGUUAGCUCGUAAAGGAAGAAUUAAUUUCUCUCCGAAACUUUUAUUUUCACAAUUAAGCUUAAAAUUCUGCGAUUGAUAUGCAAUUCUAUUUGAUGUGACAACUGCAGAGAGCAACAGCAUCGCCUGGAGCUGACAAUGAGACGCACAAAAUAAAACACCAACAAUUAAAUCGGCAGCCAACUCACAACAAAACUCUCGUCUCUUUGCUACGCUGCGACACAAUUAACUGUUAAAAAUUUAAACAUCAACGUUGACUAUAACGAAAAUUUAAUUUCCACGUAAAUUGAGAUGAGUUGAGAAAGUUUGCCCAUCGCCGUCGAGCGAGUAAAAUCGAGUGAGCGACCUCUUGCGGCCGCACAGUGACUACUGCGGCGAGCAGAGAGAUUAAGUUACGUGUUCGUGCAGACGCAACGCAGUUCAAUUUCGCGUAACUACGCGAAACGUGACAAAUGACAAAAUAAAAAGGAAAAUGAAAAUAACAAAUAUAUAUAUUUUUUCCCUUCGUUGACGCCGCGUUAAGUAGGCGCAAAGAAAAUGUGUGCCAGCGAAAGUUGACAGUUGCCUGACAGUUGACAGUGAAAGUUAAGCUGCGGCAGCUGCCAAAAUUGACAACUCAGCUGACGCUGAUAACUCCCGCUGUCACUGUGGUGGCUGCGGCUGUGGUAGAUGCUCGAUGGCGGCUCUCGACUGGCAUUGGUGCAGUCGCUGCUGUCAUUUGCAUAUUUCAAAUAUUUAAAAGUGAAUUUGUGGGCACGAAAAGUUUUAAAAAAAUUAAAAAAUAAUAAGAAAAAGAAAAAAAUUAAAUUAAAUCAUAUUGCGUUGUAAUAAAAUUGUAGUAUUUAAUUAGUACUAAUCUAUACAAUAAUUACUUAAUAAAAAGUUUUAGAAAUAAUUUGAGGCUUUUGG
Ceratitis capitata (Mediterranean fruit fly) is the source of this 4859-nucleotide messenger RNA. RefSeq lists its product as uncharacterized. Gene Ontology annotation, biological process: potassium ion transmembrane transport; stabilization of membrane potential. NCBI's taxonomy places the organism in Eukaryota, Metazoa, Arthropoda, Insecta, Diptera, Tephritidae. The transcript has 6 exons. The record is from RefSeq and is a predicted model, not a curated record. Gene Ontology annotation, molecular function: potassium ion leak channel activity. Gene Ontology annotation, cellular component: membrane. The coding region runs from base 749 to 3667 and encodes 972 amino acids.